AAAAAUCAACCUACCGUACUAUGAAGUUAGAUCUCCCUACCGCCACCUUAGUGUUGGCUGCUAUCUCCCAAGUUGCUGCUUCUCCACUUGUAGUUGAAAAGGUUGGUACCAGAGCCUUAACAACCAGACAAUUAGAAACUCUUACCAAUGCCGUCGCUAACAUUGAACACUACAACUCCAAGCGUGACACCAUGGACUUCUUUGAACUUGCUGAAAGAGAAGUUCAAAUUGUCACUGAUGUUUUGGAAGCUCUUAAGGAUUCCCAAUUAGCUCCAGCUAUUAUUUCUUACAUCAUUUCUGACCCACAAUUAAGUGAAGUUGCUCAACAAGUUAUCAUCUUAACUAUUCAAAGUGGUGUUAUUAGUUUGCAAACUUUGUUAACUUCAUUGAACCAGUCUGGUUUAGCUGUUGAUGUUAUCCACGACUUAAUUAACAACUGUCAAUUCUACAGACAAAUCUUCAAGCUUGUGUUGCAACAAGUUGCCAACUUACCUGCACUUAUUGCCGGUAUUCUUCAUACCAACCCAGUUGAUAUCCUUGAUUUUAUUGGUAAGGUUCUCAAGAGAGAAGAAAAAAAGGAAUAUGUAAAUGAACUUGAGCUUUACACCAGAGACACCCAAGAUGUUGUUACAUCAUUAAUGGAAUCUUUAAAGAACUCCGGUUUAGCUAACCAAGUUGUCAACGCUUUAGUGGUUGAUGACAACUUCUACACCUUCGGUGCUGAAUUAAUUGAAAAAUUGAUUGACAAGGGAUUGAUUUCCGUUACCGAUAUUACCAAGGCUCUUAUCAAAUCAGGAUUGAUUCCAUCUGUUAUCAAGGAAUUCUUGAAGAUUAGUACCUUGAAAGAUGUUAUUGUUACUGCUUUGGCAGCUGCAUUCAACCAAUGUAAGGACAGUGAAGGUGGUACCCCAACCAACCCAACUACUACUACAACGACUACUCCAACAUCUAAACCUACUAACCCUGGUGGUAACCCUAAUUGUAAGAGAAGAAGAAAGAGAAGCAACUAUUAGUUGAUCUAAUGUUCUUACGUUAAGACUUGUUUUUACUUUCGGUACAGUUCUUUUCUGUUUAUGCUUUUUAUAAUACCACUACUUAUUGAAAUUAGUUAGUUAUGUCUUAUUUAUACAAUUUUUAAUUAUAUGAUGUGUUUCUAGAUUGCU
This is a messenger RNA of Spathaspora passalidarum NRRL Y-27907, 1163 nucleotides long. RefSeq lists its product as uncharacterized. Lineage: Eukaryota; Fungi; Ascomycota; Pichiomycetes; Serinales; Debaryomycetaceae. The transcript has a single exon. The record is from RefSeq and is a predicted model, not a curated record. The annotation marks the transcript as partial.